Orbilia oligospora ATCC 24927 is the source of this 2259-nucleotide messenger RNA. RefSeq lists its product as uncharacterized. The record is from RefSeq and is a predicted model, not a curated record. Lineage: Eukaryota; Fungi; Ascomycota; Orbiliomycetes; Orbiliales; Orbiliaceae. Gene Ontology annotation, biological process: fatty acid metabolic process. The coding region runs from base 1 to 2259 and encodes 752 amino acids. Gene Ontology annotation, molecular function: medium-chain fatty acid-CoA ligase activity. The transcript has 2 exons.
AUGUUUCCUGAUUCCCAUUGUACAAGUGAUGAACUCCCCGCACUCCCAUUAUUCAGCGCCGCAGACAAGCAUGCUACCCAAUUCCCGGGAAAAGCUGCACUUAUCGAUACGAAAGCAAGGAGGGCUUUCACGUACAGAGAGCUACUGGCCGGUACAGCCAAGAUCAAGAACCUUAUUUUACGGACACUCGAGGUGCAUGGCACCGACAUUCAAGAACAACGGAUAGCGUAUUUAGUUCCUUCCGGUAUUGAUCACGUUCAGAUUCAGUGGGGUAUCUGGGCCGCCGGAGGAGUCGCUGUUCCCCUGUGCACGACGCACCCGUUUCACGAAUUGGAGUAUACAGUCACGAACUCCAGACCGACUUUGAUAUUUAUACAUCACGAUUUCUCACAACAUAAGUCGUCAUUUCUCUCGAUUUUUCCUUCGAUCCGGGUAUUGGACGUUCCCCUUUCUCAUUACGAUACGGGAUGUCCUGGUUUCUCAAUACCUUCUACACUAUUUUAUCCAGCAUUUUCGCUUUCUCGAAGGGCUCUCAUUAUUUAUACAUCUGGCACGACCUCGCGACCUAAAGGUUGCGUCACGACACAUGCAAACAUUCAUUUCCAAGCAAAUUCUCUCAUCAAGGCAUGGAAGUAUGCAUCCUCCGAUCAUUUAAUUCACGUUCUACCGCUGCACCAUGUUCAUGGCAUAAUUAAUGGACUUACUGCAACACUUCUCGCCGGUGGCACGGUUGAACUACAUCCGAAAUUCGAUCCAGUUGUGGUCUGGAGACGAUGGAUGAAUGGCGAUUCCACAAUAUUUAUGGCUGUUCCGACAGUUUACUCGCGAUUAAACAAUUAUUUCCUCGAACAUAUAUCUGGAACAGAUGACGAACAACGAGCGAAGGAUGGCACUCGAAAGCUUCGUCUUACUGUCAGUGGAAGCGCAGCAUUACCAACAAGCAUUAAGCAACGGUUUGAAGAAAUUACAGGCCAAGUUUUGCUUGAAAGAUAUGGGAUGACAGAGAUUGGUAUGGGUCUCAGUUGUCGCUAUGAUAAUUCCGAUGGACUUGGACGACCUGACGGAAGCGUCGGUUGGCCUCUUGACGGAGUUGAAGUCAGACUUAUGCACGAUAGUGGCCAAAUAAUACCUCUUGGAUCACAAAGCACAGUCACGACAGGAGUAAAUGGUGGUUAUGAUAACACUACUCUGGAGUCACAAACCCAAAGAAGAACAAGAUCGAACGAUGAUGGAACAACCUUUAUUGAACUACAAGGUAUUGAGCAUCCUGCACAAGCGGAAAGCACACGAGCGGGUUCACAAGCAGAAAGCACACGACCGGACUCCCAAUCACAAAGCAUCGAAAGGCAUAUGAGAUCGCAAAGUAUCGAAGGACAAACAAAAUCGCAAGACAUUGAAAAAAACACAGAGCUAUACAGCCACGAGACGCAUCCAGAACUUGGAAGCCCAACAGUAUUACCAGGAGCAGUUAAUACCGAUGUCUUAGUCCUUAAGUCUGGAGCCCAUAUAGGAAAGUUAAAUCCUCAAUCUUCGGAAAACCCGUCUGAAUCCAAAGUAUCAGUUGGAAUCCCAAAUUCUGAACUGCAAACAGGAGCUUUUGUACCUAAUUUGACCGACGGAGCAACGAAUUCCGGAAAGCCUACAACUCAUUCCAUUAUCGAAAGAGAUACUGAAGAAGUAGCCGCCGAGUUGCCGACCUUAGCACAAAGUCCGUAUAAAGAUCAAAUCAAGCCAUCUAACGAAUUACAAGAUAACAACAAAUCUAUCACGGGAGUAUUUAUCAGUGGCGAGAUUCAAAUUAGAGGCCCAAACGUCUUUAAAGAGUAUUGGGAAAACCCCGAAGCAACAGCCAAAGAGUUCACGGAAGAUGGUUACUUCAAAACAGGUGAUAUCGCCUAUCGUGACCAACACGGUGCUUACUACAUCCAAGGCCGAAGUUCCGUCGAUAUCAUCAAAUCCGGUGGUUACAAGGUCUCAGCACUAGAAGUUGAACGUGAAAUCUUAUCGAAAAUCUCCGAGGUCAGAGAAGUUGCCGUGGUCGGCCUACCUAGUGAAGAAUGGGGAGAAAGAGUCGCUGCCGUCGUUGUGGUUGAACAUGGGGCUAAAGGAAUGGAGUUAAAACAGUUCCGGAAUAUCUUGCGCAGCACAUUAGCUCCAUACAAGAUACCCACACUCUUAACAGUGGUUCACGAGAUUGAAAGGAAUGCAAUGGGAAAAGUCAACAAGAAACAACUGAUCAAGUCCCUCUGGCCAUCAUGA